Messenger RNA from Pristis pectinata (smalltooth sawfish), 1399 nucleotides. Its product is annotated as GRB2-related adapter protein-like. The coding region runs from base 283 to 936 and encodes 217 amino acids. NCBI's taxonomy places the organism in Eukaryota, Metazoa, Chordata, Chondrichthyes, Rhinopristiformes, Pristidae. The transcript has 5 exons. The record is from RefSeq and is a predicted model, not a curated record. Gene Ontology annotation, molecular function: protein binding.
UCCCCCUUCUCUUUGAGAUGCAGCUGACGGAAAUGCUAUUCACACUCGAGUGAUAUUCAGACACUGUGAGAAGCUACAGGCAGCACGGUGUCUCUCCUCCUCCAUACAAGAACACAACCUCAUUAAAACUUAAAAGGCUCUGCCUCGGAAGACAAGCACGAGUGAAAGACAGAAAUUUGCACCAAGGGGGGAUCUGCAGCUUGUUGCUGUUACCUGGAUUAACCUCUUCACCUCCCAGGGCAGGGCAGGAGGACGUAAGUGAUCUUCCCGUCACCCGCCACCAUGGAAGCAGUCGCCUUGUACAAUUUUGUGGCGUCGGCCACGGAUGAGCUGAGUUUCAACAAGGCAGACACGCUGAAGGUGCUGAACAUGGAAGAUGACCCUAACUGGUAUAAAGCUGAAUUACAUGGCAUAGAAGGCUUUAUUCCCAAGAAUUACAUUAAAUUGAAGCCACACGACUGGUAUGUAGGCAGAAUCUCCAGGACAUCAGCAGAAGAAUUACUCCUGAAACAAGAAUACAUUGGGGCUUUUCUAUUACGAGAAAGUGAGAGUUCACCCGGUGAAUUCUCCAUAUCUGUAAACUACGGCAAACAUGUGCAGCACUUUAAGGUUCUUCGCGAUAAUGACGGCAAAUAUUAUUUGUGGGAAGAGAAGUUUCACUCCCUGAAUGAGCUCGUGGACUUCUAUAGGACUACUACAAUUGCAAAGAAGCAACAGAUUUUCCUGAGAGAUACAAAACCUGAUGAAGAGCUGGAUAAGCCCACUUUCGUGCAGGCUUGCUUUGACUUUUCUCCACAAGAUCGAUCGGAGCUGAUCUUUCACCGAGGCGACGUCAUUGAAGUGUUGGAAUCCGUGGACGCAAACUGGUGGAAAGGAAGGUGUAAUGGCCGUAUUGGCUACUUCCCACGGAACUACGUUCAGCCAAUGAUGCAGUAGCUCUCCAUAGCAGCCGGAUCUGAUCAAGAACAUCAGGAAGAAGCCUUUCAUCGUUACCACUUCUGUUUUAAGUCAGGCCUGGUCCCCGCAUCAGUGACUACACUUCAAACGCACUUCAUUGGCUGUAAUGUGCUUUUGGGAUAUCCUGAGAUUAUGAAAGACGUUAUACUAAUGCAAAUUUCUUCUUCGUUGACUUAAGCACAAAAUUACUAGUCUGACUCUAUGUUCUUUCCUUCUGUGUAAAAUUUUGUGCAUGACUUUAUUUGCUUUGCACUUGGAUCCCUGCUGCCUCAUUUUGAUGCAGAAUCUAGAAUAAAUCCUGAGAAGUUAUCCAGAGGUCAAAGGACAUAUAAACCCCAAUUGCUCACAACAUUUCGGUGCAUGUAUCGAUGGCAAAUUUCCUGCUGUCUGUGUAAUGUCUGAGGAUGUUGUUGAACAGAAAAUUUUAAAAAAGAUCACCUUC